UGCAGAUAGUGCUAGCAACAAGGGAUAACAUUUAAAGUUGCAGACAGCUCAUCCCGGAAAUUCGCAUUUCUUCGCCAAACAGACUGUAAGAGUGUUGCGACGAUGACGUUGAACCCGCUAGCUAAUCCCAAGGGAGUUAAACUCUUGUGUGAGUUAUGCCAGAAGCCGGCAUUUGUACAGUGUACGCAAUGUCGAGUAACCUACUACUGCGGUGUUGAACAUCAACGAGCAGACUGGGAAGGAAUACAUGAAAAGAUAUGUGAAUUAUUAAUCCCGCUGCGAACAAUGACACUGCCAUUCUUACCAUCAGAAGAAGAAAGAAAAAAACGAGAAGAUGAAAAAUUACACAGACAGUUACAUAUGAUAGAACUAACAAGGACUACUGGACAGAAGUUAUUAUUUGAAGGCAAGCAUUCCCAGGCUGUUCCAGCUGCCAUGCAAUCACUAAGGUUUAGUAUAGACGUACAUGGUUUGAACAGUAUUGAGCUAGUGCCUUCAUAUCUUAUUUUAGGAGAGGCUAGCAUUGGUCUUGGUAAACUCUCCCAAGCAGAGGAAUAUUUAGCACAAGCACAGUGGACUGUAUUGAAAACACCUGACUGUGGUGAUGCUAUUAAAUCUAAACUAUACAGAAAUUUAGGAUUGUUGUAUGCUGCGCAGGGAAACUUUGAAGAGUCAUUGAGACAACUAGCUAAUGAUAUCUACUAUGCGUCAGAAACAUAUGGUACUGAUGACAUCCACACAUCUGGAGGUUACUUCCACAUGGCUAAUGUGUUCUUCCGACAAAACAGAAUGGAUGUAGCAGAUUCAUUAUACACAAGAGUCACUAAUAUAUGGCAUGCUCAUUUAUUGAAAAUUGUCAAAAUUCGUACCAAGACGCCCUCAACACCGUCCGGUGUUGGUCCUGCUGCUACUAAACUUAAAGAUGAGGAAGAAGUAUUGGAUGAAGCACAGGAAGCGGAAGCCAAACAAGUAUUGAAUUCAAUUCAUGAUAUCAGAGAGCAGACUCCAGACCAGGAGGCGAUAGUCAUGGCUAAGAUAUGUCAUGCCUUAGCUAUGUUAUAUUAUGUACUCCUUGACACAGAAAAGGCUAAGGAAUAUGCCAAGAAAGCCAAGAGUGCUGUGGAUGCUUCUAAUGAUCCAGAAUCUGAUAUGGCUGUAGAUAUAGUAGAAUUUGUAAGAAUUGCUAACAGACCACCAGUGUCUAGAGAUAGUACAUUCCUGCAUCCAGUAUCUCACUGACAGCAUCUCAAGGUUGUCAGAAGUACAAUUAUACUAGUAUUAUUUUUUUGGUCUUUUGAGAUUCUUUCGUACCACUGGAUCAGAGGCCAUGACUAUUUUGAGAGAAGUGCAUGACAAAAAGUCAUGUUAUCUGAAGGAGCAGUGUCACAUGAAGUUACUUGUAUCUAAACCCCAAUGGGUAAUUCUGUUAAAACAUUAGUUUGUUAUAAAUAACACCUAUCUUUGUAUAUUUUGAUUCUUUGUAAAUAUUUGUGUAUCAUUGUUGAAUGUAUAUUUUAUUAAAUAUGUAAAUAUUCCAUUAGACCAUGUGAAUACAUUUUGUCUUAUCUUUUCAAAUGAAUUCAGCUAAUAUGUUGGGUUCUUUUGUGCAAAAAGCAUAAUCAUAUUACUGCAGACCUGAAAAUGAUCAUAACGCACUUGUAGUUGCUAUCCAAAUUGGCAUAUUUACUUUAAAAUCCUAGCCUUGCUCUCAUUACAAUCUACAAUAAUUAUGGCUGUGAUUUUUAACUCUCUGAUAUCACAAUAAAAUCAACUCAAGCCUUGGUAUG
Saccoglossus kowalevskii is the source of this 1787-nucleotide messenger RNA. RefSeq names its product zinc finger MYND domain-containing protein 12-like. The record is from RefSeq and is a predicted model, not a curated record. Gene Ontology annotation, molecular function: protein binding. Lineage: Eukaryota; Metazoa; Hemichordata; Enteropneusta; Harrimaniidae.